Messenger RNA from Scophthalmus maximus (turbot), 848 nucleotides. It is a transcript of the gene cabp4, whose product is annotated as calcium binding protein 4. The record is from RefSeq and is a predicted model, not a curated record. Lineage: Eukaryota; Metazoa; Chordata; Actinopteri; Pleuronectiformes; Scophthalmidae. Gene Ontology annotation, molecular function: calcium ion binding. Bases 1 to 657 code for a protein of 218 amino acids. The transcript is spliced from 7 exons.
AUGUCUUUGAAAAGUGCAAAGGGAGGAGCAGAGAGUCGACCACCGCCUGCUGCCAGCUCAAAGUCACAGUCCCCUUCGGCCAAAGGGAAGGGCUCUGGCGAGGAGGAGGCUCGACGGCACAGUAAAAGGAGCCUCAGCAACAGCUCAGCAGUGGCCGCUGCCUACAUCGCCUUCCUCAACAAGCUCUUUGGACAGGAGAGGGAGCUGAUGCCAGAGGAGUUAGACGAGCUGCAGGAGGCCUUCAAGGAAUUUGACUACGAUGCAGAUGGCUUCAUCCAUUACAAAGACAUCGCGGACUGCAUGAGGACCAUGGGCUACAUGCCUACAGAGAUGGAGCUCAUCGAGAUCAUCCAGCAAAUCAAAAUGAAAUGGGGCGGCCACGUGGACUUUGAUGAUUUCUGCGAGCUAAUGGGGCCGAGGAUGCUGGCUGAGACGGCUCACAUGGUCGGGCUGAGGGAGCUGCGCUCUGCCUUCAAACAGUUCGACUGUGAUGGCGAUGGAAAGAUCACAUUUGAUGAGCUGAAGGAGGGCAUGAAGACCCUGCUGGGGGAGAAGCUGAAGAAAGGUGAGCUGGAGGAGAUCCUCGGAGACAUUGACCUCAACAAAGAUGGCAACAUUGACUUUGAUGAGUUUGUUAUGAUGCUUUCUGCACGAUGAUCCCUGACGGAAGAAGAUGGAGCAAACAGAACUGGAUCCACAAACUGUGUGCCGAUGUGUUUCGGCUGUCUCCUUCCUGCCAUUGUACAGUAAUUAUUUUGCUGUGUAAUUAUGCAUUUGAAAUGUCUUGACUGUGGAAAAAAAGAAUUGAAUUAAAGAGAUCUGUCGAUGUUUUCUUAAUAAAAGUUGAG